Messenger RNA from Anopheles nili, 778 nucleotides. RefSeq names its product RNA transcription, translation and transport factor protein-like. Gene Ontology annotation, molecular function: RNA binding. The coding region runs from base 26 to 778 and encodes 250 amino acids. Gene Ontology annotation, biological process: tRNA splicing, via endonucleolytic cleavage and ligation. Gene Ontology annotation, cellular component: tRNA-splicing ligase complex. The record is from RefSeq and is a predicted model, not a curated record. NCBI's taxonomy places the organism in Eukaryota, Metazoa, Arthropoda, Insecta, Diptera, Culicidae. The transcript has 2 exons.
UAAUCACAAGCUCAUAACACGAGACAUGUUUGAACGAUAUUUAGCCGCGUUGCAAUAUCCUCGCGUAGGCCAUUUGAAUAUUGACGAUCCGAAGGAUUACCGGGGAUUCGUGCUAUGGCUGGAAGAUCAGAAGAUUCGCUUCUUACCUAUCGAGGAACGGGAGCAAUUACGCAAAGUCAACUCUCCGGACGAAUGGAAUCCGGCUUUCGAAAAAUACAAGAAAGCUAUAAAGCUACCGGAACAUCUGAAGACCAAACAGGAGCAAACCACGUGGUUAUUGCUGUUUGCGAUACGACUCGAAUACGCUGAUAACGUGGAACAUUACAAAUCAAUAACGGGCGCGCAGAAACUGGACGAAGAAGCGAAAAAAUCCAGUGUCCCCGAGGUGCAAUCCGUCAACCCGUUCGACAGUUUCGAUUUCACGAGUGCAGAAUUUGAGGAAGGCUCGUGGAAGCUAGCCGAGCGGUUAGGGAUUGCUUACCAUCCCGAUCAUCUGAUGUCGCUGCAAGCCGCCGCGAAAGUUAUUAGCACCGCGUAUAAUAAGGAGGCUCUCAAGGAACAGAUCGUCACGGGCCAACCAUUCCCGGUAGAACAGGGCAGUGGAAUGGGACUAGCAAAAGAUGAAGACCUGGAACAGUGUGCGAGAAUUUUGAGACUGCUACAAAUUCAGAACCUCCGCAAGUUACAAACGACUAUCAAUGAAACCAUUGUCACGGUGCAGAACGUGACGGCAGAUCCGCGAACCGACACCAGUUUAGGGAAAGUGGGCAUGAAGUAA